Molecule: messenger RNA, 1939 nt
Organism: Drosophila santomea
Lineage: Eukaryota; Metazoa; Arthropoda; Insecta; Diptera; Drosophilidae
Product: insulin-like growth factor-binding protein complex acid labile subunit
Exons: 2
Coding region: 59-1738 (559 amino acids)
Cellular component (GO): plasma membrane
Molecular function (GO): protein binding
Source: RefSeq, a predicted model, not a curated record
CGAGGCUAGUGCAUUAUAUGCAGUCCGAGACAGCGCGUGCAAAGUGAGGCGGAAUAAGAUGCAUCUUUACAUAUAUCUUUUGCUCGGUUUUUGCGGCUUGGCGGUGGGCGAUGUUCCUUCCGUUUACGAUGCCACCGGGCGCCUGAAUCUCAGUGCCAGUUGCCCGGAUUCCUUCUGCAGCUUGAGUGAUCGGUCGGUGGCCUACUCCGCGAUUCCGGCUCUACAGAUCCGGGAAUUGCACUUGAGGAACUGCAGCCGCCAUUCGAUCACGUGGCUGGUUUUGAACCUAACGCCGGGUCUCCGGACAUUGGUCAUACGCAACUGUGCCACCUACCACAUCAGCACGGAGAGUCUGAGGCCAGUGGCCAAUCUCACCUCGCUGCAGAUGCAGGGCACGAGUCUUGGUGUCCUCCGGGAUCGGAUCUUCACCGCAGUGCCGCGUUUGGAGAUCCUGCAACUAAGUCAAAACUUCUUACACACAGUGCACAUAGGCGCCUUCAAAGGUUUAUCCAGACUGAGAUUGCUGGGCCUGCAGGGGAAUGGGAUGCCUGAAAUCCUGGCCAGCACCUUCGAUCCUCUGGUGGAGCUGGUGCAUCUGGACUUAAGCAGGAAUCAGCUGACAACUCUGCCACAGAAUAUCUUUGCUAAAAACAAGAAGCUACAAACCCUGCUGCUCAAUGGCAACCCGUUGAGAGCCCUACAACCAGAUGUACUCAGCUCAUUGCCCAAUCUUCGAGUGCUCGACUUGGGACAUGUUGGUGAAUUGGAUGUCAUGACGCUGGACCUACCCCAUGUGCAGAGCUUGGUUCUGGAGGGGAGUAGUCUUAGCAGUUUAGUCAUCAACGGAGGCUUUAUCAAACUGCAGGCGGGAAACAAUGAGCUGAAUCAUCUGCAAGUGGGAAACAAGAGCGCUGUCAUUGAGAUGGAUCUGCAUGGAAAUUUGCUAGAUGGAAACAAUACGGACGCUCUUCUCAGAGGAAUGUGGAAUCUACAAAGACUGGAUCUGUCCAAAAAUGUAAUCGAAGCAUUGCCGUUAUAUGGAAGCGGAUUGGAUGCUUCCGGCUCCCAGGAGCUGUUCAUUUUGCCCAGUUUAAAGUACCUGAAUUUGGCGAACAAUCGGCUGGUUCGCUUGCCUCCGGAGUCGCCAAUCCUCUCAGCGCAUCUGAACUCUUUGGAUUUGUCCCACAAUCUGAUGCUCACCCUCGACGUGGAGAUACUGAGAAGUCUGGCGGUUCUGAAAGCUUUGUUCGUGGAGGGCAACCGCCUGAAUACCUUCGACUACCAGAAGCUUCACGAGGAGCACCAAGAUCUCACAGAACUGGGGCUCCAUGACAACCCCUGGUCACCCGGCUUAUACCGCAAGAUGUUUCUUUACCUCACCGAUCGAGGAGUUCGUCUGCAGGCGAGGCCCCAAAACCGUGUCCCGAACAACAGUAGCCGUGUGGAUAUCGAUUGGCCCCCGAAUGAAAGCCAGGCGGAGGCUCAGCAACGGGAUCCACCGGGAGUGACUGGCAUACACCCCUACUGGACUCUUAGGGAUAUCCUUGCUUUUGUUACGCUUCUGGUGGUGAUGCUCAUUCUGCUAAUGAAUCUGUACCACAUCCUGGAGGAAGAGGGCUGCCUGCACAGGUUUCGCCAUUGGAGGAGGUCCCGCAUCCAUGGGCAAAGCACCUCAACGUCCAGGAACAGUGCUCGACGCCUCAACGAGCAGGACUCCGAACACAGCUCCAGUGAAUAGCCGUGGGAUGUAGCCAAGCUGCUCCGUAAGCGUUCCAGAUAUGCGCCAAUUUGAUGUCAAUUUAGCGCUAGUCUUUGCUCUUUCCCAGCUUGCUGUGGGUAUAUCUGUUGCUUACCUACUUGCUUGCAGGCAUCAUCUGCUACCCUGUACUUAUCAUUUGGUGGGAGCCUGCCGAAGUUAGACAAUAUACGCAAAUGCAAA